CCCAGCAUGCUCAGCACGCCAGGUCCAAGCUUAGGAGGUGGGAAAUUACUUCUCCGUUUUUAAUUCCGUAAAAUGUCGACAACACCUCAUAACAGAAAGAAAGUCUGCUACUACUAUGACAGUGAUAUUGGUAACUACUAUUAUGGACAAGGUCAUCCUAUGAAGCCCCACAGAAUUCGCAUGACACACAAUCUUCUCCUUAAUUAUGGCCUGUACAGAAAGAUGGAAAUUUAUAGACCACACAAAGCUACUCAGGACGAGAUGACAAAGUUCCACAGCGACGACUACAUUCGAUUUAUACGCUCCAUCCGGCCAGACAACAUGAACGAAUACAACAAACAGAUGCAGAAAUUUAAUGUUGGAGAGGACUGUCCAGUGUUUGAUGGCCUGUAUGAGUUCUGUCAGUUAUCGUCCGGCGGAUCUAUCGCCGGAGCUGUAAAAUUGAACAAACAAGCGUGUGAUAUAGCUGUCAACUGGGCGGGCGGCCUCCAUCACGCCAAAAAGAGUGAGGCAUCAGGGUUUUGUUACGUCAACGAUAUUGUCCUGGCAAUCUUAGAGCUGCUCAAGUACCACCAGCGUGUCCUCUACAUCGAUAUCGACAUUCACCACGGAGACGGGGUCGAGGAGGCCUUCUACACUACCGACAGAGUCAUGACCGUUUCCUUCCAUAAAUACGGAGAAUAUUUCCCCGGGACUGGUGACCUGAGGGAUAUUGGUGCAGGAAAAGGCAAAUAUUAUGCAGUCAACUUUCCUUUGAGAGACGGAAUUGAUGAUGAAAGUUAUGAAAGCAUAUUUGUUCCCAUCUUAACAAAGGUAAUGGAGACAUACCAGCCAUCUGCCAUUGUUCUACAGUGUGGUGCUGAUUCCUUGUCAGGUGACAGACUUGGCUGUUUCAAUCUCACAUUGAAAGGACAUGCAAAAUGUGUUGAGUUUGUCAAGAAAUACAACCUACCCCUUUUACUGUUGGGUGGUGGAGGCUACACUAUUCGAAAUGUUGCAAGAUGCUGGACGUAUGAAACUGCCGUUGCACUGAGUACAGAUAUUGCUAAUGAGCUUCCAUACAAUGACUACUUUGAAUAUUUUGGACCAGAUUUUAAGCUGCACAUAAGCCCUUCUAAUAUGGCUAAUCAAAACACACCAGAAUAUUUAGACAAAAUAAAGACGAGAUUAUUUGAAAACCUGAGGAUGCUUCCACACGCUCCAGGAGUCCAGAGCAUAGCUAUACCAGAAGAUGGUGUAGCAGAAGAGAGUGAGGAUGAAGAUAAGGCCAGUCCAGAUGAACGCAUCUCUAUUCGUGCUUCUGACAAGCGAAUUGCUCCUGAUAACGAGUAUUCCGAUUCGGAAGACGAAGGCGAUGGUCGUAGAGACGAGAGGUCGUUCAAGCCAAAGAAAAAGACCAAGACGGACGAGGCCGCUACUAACAAUGGAGCUGGGGAUGAUAAAAAGGAAACGUCAAUAACAAAAGAUGAUAAGACCGGAACACAGGUGGGACAGAAUGAAACUAAAGUAGAGUCUUGAGGGAAAGUGUAUUUUAAUGAUUAAUUUUAAUUAGUUAACAGAUGGUGAGGUAAAUGGUCUCUUAAAUAGUGUUGACACUGUUAUCAGCUUUGUCAAAUAUGUGUGAACUUUCAUGUGAAUGAUAACGUCUUCAGAUGAAAUGAACACUUGACUGCUCAGCAUAAGUUUUAGUUGGAUAUGAGUUAUCAUUCCUUUUGAGUUCCCUUGGGACCACGUGUUUUAUAUUUAUUCCUAUUAAAAGUGGAUGCUCUUGUGAGUUGCAUGUUCCUUAGCAUUACAGAAGUUGAUGAUCUGCCAAGUCACAUGUUUCUUACCACACUCACCAUUAUAAAAGUUGAGGUUUGGUAAGACACAAGAUUCUUAUCAUUGUCAAUUUUACGUGCAGGUUGACGCUGUGGUAAGUGAUGUGUUUCUUACUACCUUCAUCAUUGUCAUUAAAGUGGAAGGCCAGGAAGUAUACGUGUGUGUUGCCGCUCUCGUGAGUACCACAAUUGAUGGGUGAGGUCAGUCAUUAUCUCUGAGACAUUAAGAGUGUUGUACUGUACAGCAUGGUAAGCUCCUCGUGUGUGUGGUCUUGAUGAUGGGUGUGACUGGAGAUGAUAGGUUUGCACUUUAUUUGUAGUCAGUAUUAUCAAAAUCUCAUGGUUCAGCGAAGGCAUACCAGAAGAAUGCUCAACAGUAAUUCUUUUGUGCGUUGUUAAGGCUUGAAGUACAGUGUAUACCAUGUUCCUAAUUAAAUGUUCAUCAAAUGUAAUGUAGGUGUUUACUUCAGAGGUUUUUAUAUACAUUAUAGUGCAGUACUAGAUAAUGGUAUAUAGGUGUACUACAGUAUUUCCAAUGAAUUUUUUCUGUGUGUUGUUAACUGCUCUCAAAAUUUUCUUGGUUUACAGUUCACAAGAAAGAUACAGUUCCCAUAUGAAAAUUUUAUCAAGUAUUUAAUUGACGUCUUCGCACAUUCGUCAUUUCCCUUACACUAUUGGCAUUAGUACAGAAUAUUUAUCCAGUUUAUGAAAUAAAAUUUUAUUGUAUUUUAUUAAUAUAAGGUAGUACAUACGUGUAGUAAUUCUCAGAUGAUCAGUGGUUCAUCGUUAUAUAGUCAUAAUAUGCACUCACUGCCCGACUCAUAAAUUAUGACUCGUACUUAACGGGGUGCAGAGAUGUGUAUGGCAUGGAUUUUGACUUAGGUCAUUAUUUGUAGGAUGUGAUUAUGUUUAAUGCAAUAUUUGUCAUGAUAUUAUGAAUUAAAAUCCACUUAAUGACGGAUUAUGUGUUGGUUGCUAUAUUCAUCUUAAUCAUUUUAUCAGAGUAAUAUACAGAAAAACUAUUUUUGUAGCUGUGAACUACAUUAUCAUUUGCUCAUACAUACAGUGCUACAGGGGGGCAGAGAGUAAAUUAUAUGUAAGCCCCACUACAAUGGGACAUAUAACAGUUGGUGUGAUACAUUUCAUUAAAAUAUGUAAUUGAAAUUUUAUUCAGCCAGGAUUAUAGCAUACUGCUUUUUCAGGGUUGAUGGGGAACACCAAGGGACAGGGUGAUGCUCUUGAUUUACAACCCUAUGACCCCGGGUUUAAACCUGGGGUCAGGCAGAGUUGACUGGGGGUUAUUCAUUGUGAUAUAUGGAUAGCCAGUUACCAAGUCAUGUCAAGAAACCAGAUAAGGUUAACCCUUCUCACUGAACGGUGCCACCCUUUGUAAGGGAGAGAUUCAGGAAAGGAUGUUAUCUCUUCAGUUGAUUCAGGUUAUAAUAUAAAGUUAGAUUUUCAAUGAUGAUUUGUAGAUGCUAGCAUUGUAUAACUAAAGUACAGGGUUAGUACUCCAUAAGGAAAACAAAAUUAACAUGUUCUGUAUACCUAGACUCUUACAAUUACUGAAUGAAGUGUCUAUAAAUUGUACAACAAAACAUUUGACAAUUAAUGUGGGAUGCCUGCAGAUGAUUCUAGAAGAACUAGAAUUGGUUUACAGUAUUUAUUUCAUAUUUGAUACUUCACUUAUACAGGCAAACUUUACUUUCACCAAAGUUCGUAACAUUUUACUGGUAACAGUAAUCAUGAAUUGUAAAUAGAAAAGGUCUUAUAUUUUGAUAAUUUACCUACCAUUUCAUACAUCACAUUGGAGGGUUAGCCUCCCAUUUUACCAUUCACUGCCAUGUUUUUACAUAGUGUGGUAUGAUUAUGCACUUGUGCCCAUAACUUUCUAAGUGAUAUGUGUAUUAUUUGACAAUUGUGGAUGAAUUCUUAUUUGUUAUAAAGACAAUUGACAAAAAUUAUGAGAAUGGCUAGAUUUUGUUUAUUUAAAUUUUCUGACAAUAUGUAGUUGUAAAUUUUAUGCUUCUAAUAAAUAAAGACUUUUGUAAAAA
Homarus americanus (American lobster) is the source of this 3874-nucleotide messenger RNA. RefSeq names its product histone deacetylase 1-like (gene HDAC1). The coding region runs from base 73 to 1518 and encodes 481 amino acids. Lineage: Eukaryota; Metazoa; Arthropoda; Malacostraca; Decapoda; Nephropidae. Gene Ontology annotation, molecular function: histone deacetylase activity. The record is from RefSeq and is a predicted model, not a curated record. The transcript has 9 exons.